AAGAAUAUAUUAUUUUAAAAGCUUUAAUUUCAAAGCAAAUUUAAGUAUUUCUUUCAUAAUUUCUGUAUUGCAGUUAGUUGUACAUCAACUGUAGUUUACUUAACCUAUUUUUAUUUAUACUCAGAUUCUAACCUGUAAGAAAAAUGACUUUCAUAGACUUUCCCGAAGAAGGCAAACAAAAGGAAGAAGCUAAAUCAAAUAAUACGCAGGAACCUAAGAAAACGUCGAAUCCUCAUAAUGAUAGCCAAUGGGGAUAUGACAUGUAUCCGGACAGAAGACGUCCGGCUAAUAAAGAAAUGACAAUGUCAGGUUUUUUGAAAGGCCAAGGCAAGGAAAAUCUGGAUAAAAUAAAAUGUGAAAGAAACGUAUACAAGUGCAUAAAAAACAGUCCCUUGGUUAAGUUAAUGUUAGGUGCACUGAAAAGUUCAGGUUGUGAGAUAGACAUUCGCAGGCACAUUGCAUGUGAAGAGUGUGCUCCCAACGUUAGUGGAGGAUACGAUCCCAUCCUGAAUCAGGUUGUUAUAUGCCAUAACACAGUUACCAGAGAAGGAAUGGUGCAAGGUGUUCUAACACAUGAGUUUAUACAUAUGUUUGACUAUUGUCGCCACAAAUUAAAUUUCAAAAACAUUGAUCAUCUGGCUUGCACUGAAAUAAGGGCUGCUAAUCUGGCCCACUGCAGUUUUAUAUCCGCCUGUUUGAAUGGAGAUGCUUCACCAUUAAAAAUCAAACAAGCUCAUCAAGAUUGUGUUAAAAGUAAGGCACUUAGUUCCAUAAUGGCAGUAAGGAAUGUUACCAAAUUGGAAGCUAUAGAUGCUAUUGAGAGAGUGUUUUCAAAGUGCUAUGCAGACCUUGAACCUAUUGGAAGGCGAAUUAGAAGAAAUUCAGAAGAUAUGUACAAAGCAUAUGAAGAGGGUUUUUAUUAUGGUUAUGAUGCAAGUUAACACAAAAUCAUAAAAAGUUUAGUCAGUAUAGGUCUAAAAUGUUGUUGUAAAUAAAUGUUAUUAUAUCAGAA
Molecule: messenger RNA, 1012 nt
Organism: Aethina tumida (small hive beetle)
Lineage: Eukaryota; Metazoa; Arthropoda; Insecta; Coleoptera; Nitidulidae
Product: mitochondrial inner membrane protease ATP23 homolog
Exons: 1
Coding region: 144-941 (265 amino acids)
Biological process (GO): mitochondrial proton-transporting ATP synthase complex assembly; mitochondrial protein processing
Cellular component (GO): extrinsic component of mitochondrial inner membrane
Molecular function (GO): metalloendopeptidase activity
Source: RefSeq, a predicted model, not a curated record